AUGUCUCUCAGUUGGUGCGUUAAGCCAAUUUCUUUGCAGCUACAAUUCCACCCAACAACAUCAUGCCUCCACUCCCACGUUUCUGGAACAUCAACAACAACAACAACCUCGUCACUGUCUCUACUACCUCGUUCAUCUCACGUUCUCUCUCAAAACACCGUUUUCCACUCCCAACCCAAACCACACCUCAAACGCUCUUCCACCACAAUUCGCUGUUCUGCGUUGACUCCUGAAUUGAAGAGCACGUUGGAUAAAGUUGUUACUUCAAACAAAAUAGUUUUGUUUAUGAAGGGUACUAAGGAUUUUCCACAGUGUGGAUUCUCAAAUACAGUGGUGCAAAUUUUGAAGUCUUUGAAUGCUUCUUUUGAAACUGUAAACAUAUUGGAUAAUGAUAUGGUGCGCCAGGGACUUAAGGAGUAUAGCAGUUGGCCUACCUUUCCUCAGCUCUAUAUUGAUGGAGAGUUUUUCGGUGGAUGUGAUAUCACUAUUGAGGCAUAUCAGAAUGGAGAAUUACAGGAACUGAUAGAGAAGGCAAUGUGCUCUUGA
This is a messenger RNA of Vicia faba (fava bean), 546 nucleotides long. NCBI's taxonomy places the organism in Eukaryota, Viridiplantae, Streptophyta, Magnoliopsida, Fabales, Fabaceae. The record is from the annotation of a GenBank genome assembly.